Molecule: messenger RNA, 8706 nt
Organism: Sceloporus undulatus (fence lizard)
Lineage: Eukaryota; Metazoa; Chordata; Lepidosauria; Squamata; Phrynosomatidae
Gene: ADAM22
Product: ADAM metallopeptidase domain 22
Exons: 31
Coding region: 445-3240 (931 amino acids)
Biological process (GO): proteolysis
Cellular component (GO): postsynaptic density membrane
Molecular function (GO): metalloendopeptidase activity
Source: RefSeq, a predicted model, not a curated record
GGACCCCAGAGCCCUCCCAGUCCGGCGGAGAGAGCCCUCUUAGGUCUCCCAGCCAUCUGCCUGCAGCUUGGGUCUUUCCCCCCUGGAAUCUGAGGCAGGCGCGCCCUUCCUUGGCCAGGCUGCCUUUCCCAGGCUGUGUGUGUGUGUUGUGUGUUGUGGGUUGUGUGUGUGAGGAGAAGGGCCAGGGAGGAGCUAGGAGCCGGGGAGCCCAGCGAGCCACCCAAUGCGGUAAAAGCUCUGGAAGGCAGGCAGGCGGGCAGCAGGGGAAGGAAGAAGAGGAAGAAGACACCAAUGCAGCACUGAGAGGAUGCUGCUGCUCAUCCCCAGCUAGAAGACACAGAGAGAAGAAGCCUGGCUCCUUCAGCAGCAUGGCAGCCGCCUUGUGAGGAGCCUGGCCCUUGGCGGGGAGGGAGCCUGGGCCCCGGGAGCCCCAGAGCCAGAGCCAUGCGGGGCCCCUGGCUCUCCUUGAUGCUGGGCGCCUGCUUCCAGAUGCUGGGCUCCGGAGGCGCUGGCGCCAGCAAGGCAGAUGCCUUGUUGACGGAGAUGGAGCGCAGGGACAAGGACCGUUUUAUGGAGAGGCAAAAUAUCGUCCCUUUCCGGCUCCUCUACAGUACAGAGGGAGCCAACGAGACCCAGCAGGAUGCCCUCAACACUCGCAUCUGGAGCAGCUUGGAUGGGAGGCAGUCCACUCAUAUUGCCCGAGCGAGCUUCCAGGUUGAUGCUUUUGGAUCGUCUUUCAUCCUGGAUGUAGAAUUAAACCAUGAUCUCCUGUCUUCAGACUAUCUCGAGAGGCACAUUGAACAUGGUGGGAAAAUGGUUGAAGUUAAAGGAGGAGAACACUGUUACUACCAAGGUCACCUCCGAGGGAAUCCAGAAUCAUUUGUCGCUCUAUCAACUUGCCAUGGACUUCACGGCAUGUUCUAUGAUGGGAAUCACACAUAUCUAAUUGAGCCAGAAGAGAAUUAUACUUCACAGGAAGAAUUCCACUUACAUUCUGUCUACAAAUCCAGAUUAUUUGAAUUUCCUUUGGAUGAUCUUCCAUCUGAAUUCUGGCACAUGAAUACCACAUCACAGAAGUCUGUUGUGAAACCAAGACACAAAAGAAGAAAAAGGCAGAUCCAUCAGAGUGCACAUCAGUUUGAAAAGGAUAUGAAAUAUGUUGAGCUAAUGAUUGUAAAUGAUCAUCUAAUGCUGAAAAAGCACCGGUUAGCAGUCAUCCAUACAAACAGCUUUGCGAAAUCAGUAGUGAACAUGGCAGAUUUAAUUUAUAAAGAACAACUGAAGACCAGGAUAGUCUUGGUUGCCAUGGAAACCUGGGGUACUGAUAAUAAAUUCACCAUAUCUGAAAAUCCACUGGUGACUCUACGUGAAUUUAUGAAAUAUAGGAGGGAUUUUAUCAAAGAGAAAAGUGAUGCAGUUCACCUUUUUUCGGGGAGCCAGUUUCUCAGCAGCCGCAGUGGUGCAGCCUAUAUUGGGGGCAUUUGUUCACUACUGAAAGGUGGCGGAGUGAAUGAAUUUGGAAAGGCAGAUUUAAUGUCCGUUACUUUGGCACAAUCCUUAGCUCACAAUCUUGGCAUUUUCUCAGACAAAAGAAAACUACAGAGCGGUGAGUGCAAAUGUGAAGAUACCUGGUCUGGGUGCAUAAUGGGAGACACUGGUUAUUACCUUCCAACCAAAUUCUCCAAAUGUGACAUUGAGGAGUAUUAUGACUUUUUAAAUAAUGGAGGUGGAGCCUGCCUUUUCAAUAAGCCUUCCAAGCUCCUUGAUCCUCCAGAAUGUGGCAAUGGCUUUGUUGAAGCUGGAGAAGAGUGCGACUGUGGUACUCCAGCAGAAUGUCUCAUUGAGGGUGGAGAUUGCUGUAAUUCCUGCACCCUAACUGCUAACUCUCAGUGCAGUAAUGGACUUUGCUGUACAAAAUGUCAGUUUGAAGCCAAAGGAGUUGUCUGCAGAGAAGCUGUAAAUGAUUGUGAUAUUUCAGAAAGUUGCACAGGAGAGUCUGAUCAGUGUUCUCCAAAUCUCUACAAAAUGGAUGGGUAUUCGUGUGAUAGCGGGCAAGGCAUUUGUUUUGGAGGACGAUGUAAAACAAGGGACAGACAGUGUAAAUAUAUUUGGGGAGAAAAAGUGACAGCUGCUGAUAAAUACUGCUAUGAGAGGCUGAAUAUAGAAGGAACUGAGAAAGGUAACUGUGGCAGAGAGAGAGAUACUUGGAUACAGUGCAAGAAUGAAGAUGUUCUCUGUGGAUAUCUCCUGUGCUCCAAUAUCGACUCUAACAUCCCAAGACUAGGGGAGCUUGAUGGUGACAUCACAUCAAUAUCUCUCCAAACUUUAGAAAAGUCCUAUGUUUGCAGUGGUGCUCAUGUUAAGCUAGAAGAAGAUGCAGACCUUGGCUAUGUAGAAGAUGGGACACCUUGUGGUCAAGGAAGGAUAUGUUGGGAACACAGAUGUCUUUCUGUGGAUUCUUUUAACUUCAGUUCCUGCCCAGGAAGUACAGGAGGCAACAUUUGUUCAGGACAUGGAGUUUGCAGUAAUGAAAUACAAUGUAUCUGUGACUCAUUCUGGACUGGUGAAGAGUGCAAUAAACACCUUGCAGAACCACCAAUUGGAAUAAUUCCAGAUAGUUCAGGUGUCACUAGCACAAAUAUAAUUGUAGGUGCUAUUGCUGGUACUAUUUUAGUGUUGGCUCUGAUUCUGGGUAUAACUGCAUGGGGUUAUAGAAACUAUCGAAGACAGAGACAAAUUCCUCAGGGAGAUUAUGUUAAAAAGCCUGCUGAGGCCGACUCCUUGUAUAGCGGCAUGGGUCCUGGAGUCAGCACAAAUUCUGCAUCUAGUUCUAAGAAGAGGUCUGCUUUUCUGUCGCAUUUUCAGAUUUCUACCUGUUCCAUCACACAUUAUUCCAUUAGUCAGAACCUUUCAUUGUUUUGCAGCAGGUCAAACGGAUUAUCUCAUUCAUGGAGUGAAAGAAUCCAAGAUGCAAAGAACCAUUCAGAAAUCUGUCAAAAUGGGAGACCAAGGAGUAACUCAUGGCAAGGCAAUAUAGGAGGAAACAGAAAGAAAGCCAAAGGCAAAAGAUUUAGGCCACGGUCUAAUUCAACUGAGACUCUUUCUCCUGCAAAGUCCCCAUCAUCAUCUACUGGUUCCAUUGCAUCCAGCAGAAAAUACCCAUACCCAAUGCCUCCACUUCCGGAUGAAGAGAAAAGGGCCAACAGAAUAAGUGCCAGGCUAUGGGAGACUUCCAUUUAGUUCCACUGCCUACCUGAGCUGACCCCAAGAACUGUUUACUUCAGAUUUUAUACAAACUCAGCAUCACUGAGUUGCUGAACAUUCAUCUGCUAAGUGGACAAUUGGACAGCACAAGAGAUGCUACACAGCAAGGAGCCAACAAGUUCUCCUGAUAAAAGAAAAGUCAAUUUUCUGCAGUUGUUUGAGAUUUUAUCAAUUUCACAUAAAGGACAAACAAACCAUUUAUAUAUAUAUAUAAAAGUAACUGGGGAUACAUGGGCCUGAAUAAGUUUAUUCCGCAUGAUGACAGAUGAUAUGUAGGCAUUCAGAUAAAACUAAUUUGAGUCCCCAAAGUGCCCCCCUCCUGGUCUAACAUAGUUCCCAAAACAUGAAAAAAAAUCAGAAUUUGGUAUAUAAACAUUUAUGCCGUAUGCAUGAACCCCUCUUUGCCACUUUUCAUGUGUAAGGGAUUAGUCAUUAUACUGUAGAAUUAGCAUGCGGGAAUAAGAGAUAUGUUUUCCACAAGUGGGAUCUGAAGAGGCAGACAUCUUUGACAUAACCAUCCAUCCACGCAAAGAGACUUAUCAAAAAUGUUUUGUGAUUAUAUUCUCAGUAGAAACCCAUAUCAAUAUUUUUAAAGCUGUAAAAUAUCAACAGUUCUAUUAUAUAGUGUGGUGGGUUUUGUUUUUGUUAUUCCUGAAGUACACUCAUGACUUAAACCAUCAGAGAAUCUAAGGGCCUUACUAGAUGUGGCACGUGAGAUCUAUGGAUAGGGAGGGGCAGUAGGUCAGUAGCAAAGCACAAGGUUUGCUUGGAAAAUGUUCCAGGUUCAACCUCUACCAUCUCCAGGUAGGGAUGGGGAAAGACCAUCUGUCUGAAAAGCUGGGGAAUCAUUGCUAGUAUAGUGUAGACAGUAAUUUAAAAUAUGGCCCUGUGGUCUUAUUUGGCAUAAAACACCAUUCUGUGGCAGGGUUUUUAUAACAAAUAGUAUUAAGUAUAAUAGCAGUACAAACCAGAGAAACUAUUAUUUGAGUUGAGUUUGACUACAAUGCUAAACAGGAGGGAAGGUUUUCACUCAGCUUUUCUCCUUAUUGGUUCCUAUUUCUCCAUGACUGCUGUGCGGGAGUUCAUGAAUGACCUUGCUUCAUGUUGCAGGGUCUAGAAUGGUUUUCUGGAUCUGUGUAUAACAGGAAUCCGUGUGAAGAACUGUACUGCUCCCUCCCACUGAACUCACGUGGACUAAACUGGAGUAUGCUUUUAAAUUCAUGACUGGAAUCACUGCAGCUAAUGUAACAGUGGCCAAAAUGGCACAUUUGCUGUAUGUUGUACACAUCUUAUUUUUUUAAAUUCAACUAUCCAGAACUAUAUUUCAAUGAUGGCACCUUUUAUCCUGUUCACUGGCAUAGUACUUCAUAAAUAGCACAAAAAUGUGGGCAAACAGGAGCUGUCAUAUGAGUGGCUUGAUUGAAUUACCAGAUAUAAUUAUAUAGGAUAAGUGGAACAGCACACAAGAUGCUCCAUCAGUGUUCUAUACUUGCUGCUCAUUGAUGAAUGUGCAUAAAUUGAUAACAUUCCUAAUGCAUGAAGCCUGAGCUCAUUGUAGUUGAGUGUUUUUUGUUUUGCUUUUACAAAACAGAGGGAACUUUGUAAUGGUAACAUAAUGUUGCCAGUGUAACAUAAUGCUACCGUUCAUUAUAUGGGCCUCAUUAUUCCAUCUGUUCGGCAUCUGUAACACAAAAUUGCAAGAGAUUGGAGAUUGGUGAAUGGAAAGGGGGAGCGAUCUUUUCAGAGACCUUUAGGAUGCAAUCCAGUACACACUUGCUUGGAAGUAAUACCUCUUGAAUUUGGCUGGGCUUAAUUCUGAGCAGACACGCGUAGGAUUGCUCUGUAAAAUUCUAAAAUUAAUGGUGCUCCGAUCAAGCUUGUAAGGUCCUCUUCCCAAUUUCAUUUCAAAAUUGCUGUGACACAAUGAUUAUUUUAACUUUCUUGUAAUUCUGUGGUGCAAGGUUCUCUUUCCAUGAUGCCUAAUUGGCAACUUUUUAUAUAUAAUUCAGAAUUUGCAGUGUAAACAAACUUGAGACAGAGUAUUGAGAGUGAUGUGAUAUUUUCUUAUUACAUCAUUGAGAACAUAAGAAAAGCUACGUUGGAUUACACCAGGGUACUAUCUAGUCCUACAUUCUGGGAAGACAUAGGUAGAGGAACGAUCUGGGCAAAACAUUACCAGUUACUUCUUGGGGAAAAGGAGAACACCAUCUAUGUGGAUUCAAGGAUAUCGUUUCUUCUACUGAGAAAAUUGGUACUGAAAAAAAAUCUCACAGUUAAAAGCAAUGUUAGGCAUAUAGUAUCAUCUGGUAUUUUGACAGUAACAGAGUGGGAACAUAAUCUGCAUUUCUGAAUCUUCUACCUCUUUCACAUAAUUCCUUUGACAGGUGUGUUGCCAUGCAUGAACUUCCUUCAUGUAACAGGACUUACUUAUUUGGAAACAAAAAAUCACUUCUAUGAGAAUGUCAGUUCUGUGAGACGCUAAAGUUAAGGUACUUAUAAUGGUAUCUCCAAUUGUAAAAUAUGUAAGACUUUGAAAAUAUUAUAUUUAUAAGACUUUGCCAGUUAUAUUUAUACAAUACUGGCAUUGCAGUCAUGAAUAACGCUAUAAGAGGCAUAACAUUUUGGUAAGUAUUUUGAUUUGUAAUGAGUAAGACUCAGAGAAAAUAUACAAAUUCCCAUAUAAGAAAAUGUUUGAAAGAAUAUAGAAUGUAUCUACGUAUCUAUCUAUCUAUACACACACACAUAUAUAUUAAAAAAUCUAAUUUUGCAAAUUUAUAAUAUAAGCCAGAGUUUUGGUGGAUGAAUGCAUUAGGUCUGGGGAAAAUCUGGCUGUAAUUGUAGGUUUGUUUCAGUGGAUUUUGAGUGAAUUUCUGAAACAUUUCCCACCAAGUCAGAGGAAAAUUAAAUGCCCAACUGUAUAUUUAUUGCAAAAAAUAAAAUAAACAACCUGUCCCCUUAGCUUUUUAGAUGCAAUAUCUAGAUGUUUAUCAUGUGCCUUUUUGAAUUUUUUCUUUUGAUACAAAACCAUGUGUUGUUCAAUAUAGACUGGUGAUGUUUUCUUUGUCUUCCCCCAUUCAUCUAUUGUUUUCAGAGUCUUAAGAAGAAUGAAGAUGCCUUUUGUUUUGGUAGACAAAGCUGAUUGUGAGAUGAUAGCUGAGGUACUUUAUAGCAUUCAUUAAGAAAAUGACCUUCUGUGUAGUAAAUGACAUUGCUGGCCACUACUAACAUUUGUAAAUAUUCAGUCACCUGGUCAUCUUGAUGUGAAGUUAAAUAUAAGUUUAAUAAAUUUUUGCUUUUACUUCUGUGGUCUAGUUCAGGAUUUCUCAGCUCACAAAAGUGUCUGGCCUUGUUGUGUGAAAGGGUCAUGGAUGCAAAUCAAUAGGAACUGAAGGGUGAAUCGGGGGUCAAUAAGGUGGACUCUUGAAAGGAAAGGAAAAUGCUAAGAUUAUAGUAAGAUUUUUUAAAAAAAAAUUAUGUGGAUUGCCUUGGAUAUCUGUCUUUGGAUUAAGGUGGAGAGACAGAAAGAGAGAUGGGAAAAUUUACUUUUUAGAUUAGAGCUCCCACAGUCCCCCGUGCUGAGGCUAUGCAGAUCUUAGAAUAUCUCUCUUAGUGAUAUCUGUCUCAUAUAUCUAGCUGUCUUCAAGAGAUGUCCCUGUUUGAGCACAGGCAAAGACAAUGGAAACUUCCUUGCAAUACUUUGUUCUGUAAUUCUGAGUUUGACUAUUUUUCUUUCAGCACAUAUAGUUCAUGGGAGGAAAGGAAAUCAUCUUUUGGAUAUGAUUUCCUAUCCUCUUAAAUGCUUUACAUUUGGAUGACUGUAUUCUUAUGACUGGGCCCAAAUACUCAAUAAGCACCAGAUUAUUUCUGUUUGAUCUUGCAAGCUAAAUAGGGUCAGCCCUGGUUAGUAUUUGGUUGGGAGACUGCCAAUGAAUACCAGGUGCUGUAAGCUAUGUUUCCGAGGAAGAAACUGCCAAAACCAUCACUUGAGUAAUCCUUACCUAAGAAAACCCUGUGAAAUGUAUAGGGUCACCAUAAGUUGACAGGUGACUUGAAAGUACAUAUACACAUAUUCUUAUGACUCUUGACUGCACAAAAUAAAAUUGACAGUUGGCUGGAACAUGCAUUAAACCCGUGUGUCUUCUAUCUUAUUGUGCUCCAACUUAUUUUAAGUUAUUUCAUUUGUCCAAAGCUGUUCGCAUCAUUAAUCAUUGCAUCAGUAAGCAUUUAAAACAGGCAAAUCUAACUAAAAUGUUUAACCAUUGCCAUGUUUAACCAUGCCAUGUGGCAUUCUUUUUAAAUGUGACAUUUACCAAUAUCAUUCAGUUAUAUUUGCUUACAAUUUCAUGCGUGUGAUUUUUUAAAAAAAUAUCUUCAUUAAUUAUUUUCAUAAUCACACAAAUACUACAUCUUACUUAUUAUGAUACAAUAAAUUUCUUCUUCAUGUGUGUGAUUUUGGAUGUCCACCAAAAACAUCUGAAUAAAGUAUAUAAUGGUAGUUUUGUGUAUGCAUAGGAUAAAAAAAAGGUUUUGUUAUCACUUAGUUUGGAGUUUUUUUCAGUUAUAAAGAGAUUUAUAAAAACACCUUAGUGAAUGGUUUCUAGUACACUUCCUAUUGUAGUGUAUGGAGAGUCUUUAUAGGUUGAAAGUAUAUUUGUAACAGGGAAGCACCUUAAGUAUUAGAAUCCUUUUCUUUUGUACAGUUUGCAUACAAAAUGGGCAAAUUAUGUUUUGCUCACAGAUAAAAUCCUAGAGAAAUAAUUAUGUAUGAAAAAAAUGUGAUAACUGUUUCCAUGUUAAAACCUUUACAGCAAUGCUGUAUAUGUUGAAUCAAAUGUUCAGUCCUAUUAUAUGUAAUAAUGGGGCUUAUCCCCAGGUAGGUGUGCCUUAGAUUGUAGACUUACACUACUAGUAUAAAGACAACAAUAGUGUCAUAGCUUUGGUACCAUUUUUAAGUACUACUAGAGGUAAGACUAAAACCCAAUAAAUAAGUUUGAUAAUUAUUUGAGAAAUAAUUAUUUCCCAGCUGAAAUAGAAUUACAGGCAUAGUUACAACCAGUUUUGUGUUUUCAGAAAUGCAGAGUUGAUACUUCCUCCCAUUGCUAAGGCAUUCUUUUACCUGUGCACCUAGUAGACAUUCAUUCAUUCAAUGUGCAAUCUUCAUCCUGAGGCUGAGCUGAACUGUAGACCUUGUGGGUGUGUUUUGGUACUUUUCUGUUUCGUUCCCAGCCCCCAAAAUUUCUUUGUUACCUAGCAUAAGGGGAGAGUUCCAGAGAACUCAAACCCUUGCACACUUUUGUAGCAUUUUGCUUGCUCUUGAAAAAGUUCUUUCCCAAUCUGUGGAUUUUGUGUUUACUCAUAUAUUAGAAUAGCUACCUUCAAAUUUUAUUUUUUAAAAAAAUACUUAUUGAAACUUGUAGAACAUUGUAAUAGCAUUUCCAUCUC